AUGGAGCAAGAGCUCUUGUCGCUCCUGGCAGACACCCAGUCCGCCAGGGCUGAUACUAGAAAGGCCGCAGAGCUUCAACUAAAAAGCUUGUAUUCCAACGAAUCCUUCCCGAUCUCCCUCACAGCAAUUGCCUCCCAUGAGUCGGUCCCCGUCAACCUCCGCCAGUCCUCCUUGUCCGUGCUUCGCACCUUCAUCGCCGCCUCCUGGUCCCCGGUCCUUGACGAAUUUAAAGGCCAGAUCCUCGUGAAUGAUGCAAAUAAAGCUCAGAUCCGACGUGCGCUCCUCGAGCUAGCGACCACUACCGAGACUCCCGAGCGCAAGGUCAAGGCCUCUGCUAGUUACGCUGUUAGCAAGAUUGCCAGUGCUGAUUUUCCAGACGACUGGUCAGAACUUCUGCCGUCGCUGUUGCACAUCAUCAAUGAUUCCGCCACCACUGAUAAUGCGUUGCACGGCGCCUUGAAGGUUUUGCUGGAUUUGGUUGACACAGGUUUCGGCGAAGAACAGUUUUUCAAUGUAGCUCGUGAUCUGGUUUCGUCUCUAUUUGCCGUCGCUACUUCUGAGUCCCGGCGACCGAUGCUGCGCGCCCUCUCGGUCGCAGUCUUCCGGUCUUGCUUUGAUACUCUGGAGAUGGUGCUGGAGCAACACAAGGUUGCAAUUAAGCAGUUUGUGGACGAGCUUCUGGGCGGAUGGUCGCCAUUCUUUAUUGAGACUCUGAAGGCACCCCUCCCCCAACAGCCCAGCGAAGAAGAAGCUAAUAAGGGUGGUGAUAUCCCCUCGCAAUGGCGUGGAACUAUCGGCCUGAAACUUCAGAUCGUCAAGACCCUUAUGAAGAUUCGUAUGGUAUUCCCCGGUCUUCUGACAGCCCAGAGCCCGAACUUCUUCUCAACGAUCUGGACCGAGCUCACCAAUGCUUUGCCGAUCUACCAAAACUUCUUCAUUGAGGACGAACGUCAAGGGCGCCUGGAGGAUGUUGAUGGGCUCCCCUACUCACUUGAUUUCCUUGUUCUGGAGGAAUUAGACCUAAUUCAGACCCUAUUAAAGGCCCCUCCUGUCAAGGCCGAGCUGCAACAGCAACUUCAGAAUGCUGGUGCGGCAGCAAGCUCCUCCGGUUGGUUGCCUGAGAUCAUGAAGCUGGCUAGCUCCUACGCCCAAAUUACCACAGAAGAGGAAGGCCUCUGGGAGAUCGAUGUGAACCUGUUUUUGUCCGAGGAAACAUCUCUCACUGCUAACUACACUCCUCGUACCUGCAGUGGUGAUCUGGUAAUCAAGACAGGCGAAUGGCUAAAGGGAACGGCGGUAGAGGGACUCCUGAGCCACAUGAACACUGUAUUCGCGGAUUCUUCUGCCUCUUGGAAAUCCCGCGAGGCAUCUCUUUAUAUUCUCAAUUGUCUGCUUCGUGACUUUUCUGAGGUAUCUCAGCAAAUUUCACCAGAAUUGGCCCUACAUUUCAACCAAUUCGUGCACUAUGCAAUUCAGCAAGAGCAAGAGCUAUUACGUGCACGGGGUUACCUUGUGGCUGGUGCCUUGGCUAAAGUUUCAGGCGAUGCAUUCCAGCAGACUACUUCCUCGUACUUGGAGGCUACGUUGAAGGCCAUUGCUGAAGACCCCGCCGAGGUGGUCAAGGUAGCUGGCAUUCGGGUCCUGCAGGACCUCAUGCCGUCGCUGCCCGCCUCUGCAGCACGUCCAUUCCAGACCCCUGUCAUCUCGGCCAUCUCGGAAUUUGUUUCGGCACAUGAUCUGCGCGAAGAUGUCGAGAGUGAUGACCUCAAAGUCACCCUGGCCGAAACCCUUCGAGACACCAUCAUGACAGACCCGGCCAUUGUCUUGUCAUCGAUCGCCAUCGAUGUCCUGUUCAACAUUGCCAGCAGCGGGGCUGAAAACUUUCAACUGACCAUGACCAUUACGGAAGCCUUUGAGGAUAUUGUAGAUCAAAUUGCCGAGCAUGGCGCUGAGGCUUACAUGCGUCUUUGUGAGAAGGUGCUUCCAUCGUUAAUGGGUGCUAUUGACGUGGGUAAUUUGACCGAGGAGAAUGCUUUGACCAACUUCGCGGCCGACCUGCUUCGAGCUCUGGCCGAACGAAGCUUGGAGCCUCUCCCUGCUGGAUUUGUGGAUACCGUGAUGCCCAAGCUUAACCGCCUGCUAUUAGACUCUGAGGAGGCCGAGCUCAUCCGACCAGCAACAGAGGCAGUCCGCCACAUGCUUGCCCACGACUUUGCCCAAUUCAUUGCCUGGCGAGAUCCCCAAUCUGGCAAGGAGGCAAUCGAGGUCGUGCUCGUGAUCAUUGAUCGACUACUAGGGCCGGCUGUGGACGACAAUGCCGCCACCGAGGUUGGUCAGCUGGCCGCCGAACUGGUGGAGCGGGCUGGCUCGGAGCGCCUGGGCCCCUAUCUUCCCCAGCUGCUCCAGGCCGUGGCUCAACGGCUUGCUACUGCCCAACAGGCCCAAUUCAUUCAGAGCCUGAUCCUGGUAUUCGCCCGGCUAACGCUCAUUAGCGCGCGCGAAGUCGUGGACUUCCUCGCCCAGAUUGAUCUGGGUGGCUCCAGUGGACUCGUCGUGGUCCUGAGCAAGUGGCUGGAGAACUCGGUCAAUUUUGCAGGCUAUGAUGAGAUCAAGCAGAACAUCUUCGCGCUAGCGCAUCUGUACGAGCUCUCCGACCCGCGACUAUUAGGAGUGCCCGUCAAGGGCGACCUCAUCGUCCAGGAUACCGGUCGCAUCAAGACCCGGUCGCAGGCGCGCAACAACCCAGAUCGGUACACAACGGUUUCGGCACCUUUGAAGAUCAUUAAGGUGCUGGUGGAAGAGCUGGCGGCUGCCUCGGGCAACAAGGAGAUCGAUGCGGCUGCGGCUCGCGCACUUGAGGAUGCCGAUAGUGAUGAUGGGGAUGAUGACUGGGAGGAUGAGCCCGGUCAAAUUCUGGAUCUCGGGUUGGGCAUGACCAAGCAGGAGUUGAUGAGCUUUGGCGAAGGCGGCUCAGAGAGCGUAUUUGGGGUGCGACGCCGAGACGAUGAAACCCAGAGCUUCUUGGGAGAAUUUUUCCGACGAGCAUCCCAGCAACCUGGGUUCCAGGACAUUUAUGGAGCCUUGACAGUGGAUGAGCAGGUUAAGCUACAAAGCUUGAACUGA
Penicillium pulvis is the source of this 3123-nucleotide messenger RNA. RefSeq lists its product as uncharacterized. The transcript is spliced from 3 exons. Lineage: Eukaryota; Fungi; Ascomycota; Eurotiomycetes; Eurotiales; Aspergillaceae. Gene Ontology annotation, biological process: protein import into nucleus. Gene Ontology annotation, cellular component: nuclear envelope; cytosol. Bases 1 to 3123 code for a protein of 1040 amino acids. The record is from RefSeq and is a predicted model, not a curated record. Gene Ontology annotation, molecular function: small GTPase binding.